AUGGUGGCCUGCAGAUUAGUAACCCUCGCUGGGUUGGGCCCUUUGUGCACAUGGACCAUUGCGUUCGUCUUCAUCCGUCCUCCUGCUUCCUCCUCCGUUUCCUGCCACAGCAGCUUUUGGUCACAUUGUUUUGGCGCGAGCGGCAGUUCUCGCAGUCACAACCCAGGAGUUUCUCUUGCCACAGUCAUGGCUCUCCACGAUGACGCCGAGCACGACGGGCUCAUCGACGAGAGUCCACCGCGCUCCCGCAGUGGCCGUGGCCGCCGUUUUGCUGCCGCCGCGGCGACGACGGUCGUGCUGCUGCUGCUGCUUGCAGCCACGGUGAUGCCUCUGCGCGCGGCCUGGACACCGCACGGUGCCGCGGCGCGCGGUUCGGAACCAGGUGUCCGCCAUGGAGCUGCACGUUUUUCUGGGCCCAGUGGCCUCGUGAGCAAACAAGAAGAGGACGGAGACGCCGAAGCAGACGCCGAAGCAGACGCCGACAACACGGAGUCCACCAUCGAGCAGGUGGCCGCAAUCCCGCAGACCGUCUAUGUCCUGGACUGUCCCGCGUCCGACGACGACACCACUUCCAUGACCCUGGUCCGUACGAUGGGUGGCCUGAUCGCGGCGUUCAAGCUGAACGGCAAGAGCAUCAUCCUCGAAGAGCCGAGCCCUGAAUCUGGAAUGCAGGGGUCCACCUUCUGGCCAAGCCCGCAGAGCCUGUUCGACUGGCCUCCGCCCCCGACCAUCAGUGGCGGCACAGAGGCUGACGGCGAGACCGGCCGAUCUGCUGAGGGCGGCGGCACUUACGACGUGCAAGUGGACGACGCCAAGCUGUCGGUGGUCCUCACCAGCCAGCCAGACCCCGACCUCGGAGUGAGGGUGGUGAAAAACGUCUCGUGCGACACGGAGCGGCAAGCCAUGGUUGUCCGUUACACGAUGGAGAAAGUGGAUACAGCCACAAAUUUAAGCUUGGCUGGGUGGGAGAAGACCAAUUUGCCAGCAGGUGCGCUCAUCUUCUGGGACCAUGGUGAUGCUGAGACGGUCACCCGCAUUGACGACAUGUCGAACAAGACGUCUCAGACCUUGGAUGUGGAUGGCGACACUUUUUAUUUCGACCACUCGAACGAUGACGUUCACGAGGGUGGUACCAAGAUAGCUUCCAACACAACUUCCUCUUGGAUCGCGGCUGUGAGGGACGAUAUUAUGUUUGUCAAGGUAUUCAAGUCGGUCCCACUGGACAAAGUGGCCCCUGGCGAGGGUGACGUUGCUGUCUUCGCGAGGCCUUCGUUUUCCUCGAUCGAGAACCAGGGCGCCUACGGGGCGGUCAAGAAGGGAAAGCCUUCAGUGUACGUCGUGUGCUGGUACGCGCGCAAGCUCCCCGAUGGGGCCCAGGCGGCGAAAGGUGACGAGACGAUGCUGGAUGCAGUCCGUGAGGUGGCGAAGCUGGGCUGCCCAGAGAAGUGUUGGCCCGGCAUCUUUGAGAGGGCCAGCCCAGACCAGCCCGAAGCGGAUCAGAUGCUUCUGCCUAUCCGGGUCGCCCAGUCCUGCCGCCAUGGCCCCGUGAAGCGGGCGAUGCAGAGCGACCGUGCGGGCGGCCAGCCGUCGGCCCAGGUCGUCGUGUCCCUCCUGUUCCAGUUGGGCCACGAUGGAGACAUGCAGCGCCUUCGGAGCGCUCUGACCUUCAACGCGAAGGCCUCCCUGCUGCACAUCUUCGCGGUCAUCUCGGGGCAGCGCGGCGCGCGGGCCUUGUGGCCGCGAAGUUUCGCGGAGAUCCCCGCGGACGCCGCGGUCGCGUGCUUCUUCUGCCUCCGCGACGGCGCGGAGGAGUGGCUGCCCCACCCGCCGUGGAGCCCCUUGGGCCAGCUGGCCCCCGUCGCGGGCGCCGCCCCCAGGCUGCAGCUGCUCCUGCGCGUGCGCCGGGCCGUGGCGGCGGCCGCGGCGGAGUUCCCCUGCUCCGCCGUCGCAGAGGCCCUGGCCUACGGGGCGUACCGGGAGGCGGUGGGCGGCGCGGCCGGCCGCGGCGCCGCCGGCCGCGGCGCGGGCAGGACAAAAUGGGACGCGCAGCUUUUCUCAUCAGCGGAGGAGGAGCUGCGCUGAGGGUACCGGACAACCCUCCUCUCUAUUUGUCUCUGGUGAUCGCUAACGG
Molecule: messenger RNA, 2131 nt
Organism: Prorocentrum cordatum
Lineage: Eukaryota; Dinophyceae; Prorocentrales; Prorocentraceae
Source: the annotation of a GenBank genome assembly